Anolis sagrei ordinatus is the source of this 962-nucleotide messenger RNA. The record is from RefSeq and is a predicted model, not a curated record. NCBI's taxonomy places the organism in Eukaryota, Metazoa, Chordata, Lepidosauria, Squamata, Anolidae.
CCGACCUGGGCCAAUGAGACCGAAGCGGGUGAAGCAAAAAGUGUGACUGAGGGAAACCGUCGCAUUGAGGGAAAAUGGAGAGUCCGGCGAGGGAGGCGUUGCAAGGCCCAAACCCUUCUCCUCCUCCUCCUCAGGGGUCGUUUUUCCCGGCGACUCCGAGCCUGCUGUACCGGAGCGUCUUCUCCGAGGAGUGCGAGGCGCUGGCUCUGAGGGCGGCAGCGGCGGAAGCGGAGAGGCCUACUCCUCCUCGGCCUUUUGGGCCUCUUCGGCUUCCGUCUACUAUUGAGGCCGAGACGCUGACGCCGCUGUGGACGGACUCGAUCCUGAGCGAGACCUUCACGCAGACGCCCUCGAGCCCCAACCGCACCUUUUGCUGCGAAGGGAAGAAUGCCUCGGCCUUGGAGGCUACUUACUCAAUCUGCGGCGAGGCUUCGGCCCGCUCCUCUGGGCUCUACCGCACCUUCGAAGAGGAGGCCGCGCCCCUGGUCACCUCCACGCCGGCCCCGCUGGCGGAGGAGGUGAACGCGAGGGCGGGGAUUGGGAGAGGAUGCUCCCAGGGGGAGGCGAGCGCGAAGAAGAGGCGCCUCUCCCCCGGAAGUAGGUCUCCAGGCUGCCCAACGCCAAAGAAAACAGCCCUCCGAGGGAAAGGCGCCCCAAGGAAGGCCUCAGGAGGAAGGCCCAAGGAGAAGGAGGGCGGCAGAGUCGCCAGGCCCAACCCGGGCAAGAAGCAACUACCUUCUGGAAUGAAGACUGGUUUAGCAGAAGUGCCCCAGGAGAAGAAAUCUGCCCUGUCGGCUCAGCUGCAUUCACAUCUUGCCAGAAAGCCUCCGUUGGGUAGUUCAGUGGCCCAUCAGGUUCCAAAGCUUCAGGAGGAGAACAAGCCUUCCAGAACCAAGCUCCCGGUUCCUGCAGGUUAGCUGGCUGAACUUGUGGGUGGGUUUGGGCUGGAAACAGAAUUGGAA